Plodia interpunctella (Indianmeal moth) is the source of this 7738-nucleotide messenger RNA. RefSeq names its product par-6 (gene par-6). The record is from RefSeq and is a predicted model, not a curated record. Lineage: Eukaryota; Metazoa; Arthropoda; Insecta; Lepidoptera; Pyralidae. The coding region runs from base 205 to 1131 and encodes 308 amino acids. Gene Ontology annotation, molecular function: protein binding. The transcript has 7 exons. Gene Ontology annotation, biological process: centrosome cycle.
GGUCAAAUAUUACUAAUACUACAAAAAUGUCCCAAUAGAAAACAAACUGAUGAAAUUUACGACGCGAGAGUUGAACAACGUCGAUCACGUCGUUUUUAAUUAAAAUAUUUUUGAUAUUUUAUAAUGCUGUGUGUGAAGUAAAGUGCCUGUUAUAUUAGUGUUAGGAUUUAUACAUUUAAGUGAUUUUAAAUAAAUGAAAUCGAAAUGUCGAAAAACAAAAUAGCAGCAAGAAUUGACAGCCAAAGUGUUGAAGUCAAAACCAAAUUUGAUGCGGAAUUCCGGAGAUUUUCACUAAGUCGGACGGAAAAACUGAAAUAUGAGGACUUCAAAGCGCUAAUAGAGAAACUCCACAGACUCCAUGACGUGGCAUUCCUCAUAUCGUAUACAGAUCCAAGGGACGGAGACCUUCUGCCGAUCAAUAACGAUGAUAACCUGGCGAGGGCGCUACUCACAGCGAGGCCGCUACUCAGAGUCAUUAUCCAGAGGAAAGGGGACAGUUUGGAAGAGCUAAAUGGAUACGGUACGAUGCGCCCGCGCAACAUUAUCUCUUCUAUACUCAGCGGAACGCCGGCAAAGAACAAAGGAUUAGCUAUAUCGAACCCACAUGAUUUUAGAAUGGUAUCAGCGAUCAUAGACGUGGACAUAGUGCCAGAGACGUGUAGAAGAGUUAAAUUAUUGAAACACGGCUCAGAUCGACCUUUAGGAUUUUUUAUUAGGGACGGUACAUCAGUGAGGGUAACUCCGAAUGGUGUGGAGCGCUCGCCCGGAAUCUUCAUAUCACGGCUCGUGCCCGGAGGGCUGGCGGAGUCCACGGGCUUGCUGGGUGUCAAUGAUGAGGUCCUGGAAGUUAACGGGAUCGAUGUCUCGAAUAAGACUUUAGAUCAGGUGACGGACAUGAUGGUGGCGAACUCGUCCAACCUGAUCGUGACGGUGCGGCCCGCCAACCAGCGCGCGGCCGCGCCCGCCGCGCCCGCCGACCGCGCCAGCGAGACCGACGACGACAGAUUCGACCAAGACGAACAAGACGAGAUAGUGGACCUCACAGCGGUAACCCUCGAACCCCAGCCCUCCCCCCCAUCCCCCCACUUCCCCCACGCGGCCAAAGAUGACGGCCAGGUUCUGCAUCUCUAGUACAUACAGCAGCUUCUGAAUAAAUACAGGAAUCAUGUGUAGACACAGAAAAGUAUAGAAGUCAUACCUUUUCAGCUUCUCUAGUAUAGAUGUUACAGCUAAACCCCGAAGUGCAGACACUUCAUGGUUUAGCCGUAACAUAUAUACACUAUGUACACUCGUACGGGAUUAAUGUAUAGCCGUAGACAGAGAGAGUUGUACACUUCGUCAUAUCUUGCGUUUCGCUCAUACAAUAGAAACGCGUAAACUAAUAAAUAAUUAAUGGGGGCUAAUUCAGCUAGGGGCGCUGAUGUUGUGAUAGGCAUAACACAAAAGUCAAAAUUUUGUUUGGUAACUGACAUGUAUGUAUUGCUAUCCCUUUCACCUGUCCACCUCUCCUUGCGCACUGAAUGGUAUAACUUUACAGUCGCUACUUGUUAUAAUUGUAUGCACCUCGCAAUAUAUAAUGCCAGCUCCACACUGUCGCCGAACUCAGUGAACAUUGCGCAAUUAGUAUGAGUGCUUUUAUUUACCGCAAUGUACAAAGAAUCCGCCAAAGUUUAGCAAACCGUUCGACGACAGUGUGGAGCCGGCAUAAGAGAGGUCGGGCUACCGAUGUAAGGGAUACCAAUAUAUUUACCUAGCAUCAAAAAGUUCUUGCGUUUACUAGCUCCAAUCUUACAGCUUCACAACAUGAGUACUCAUAGCAGGUGAAUUAGCAGCUUAUAAUCAAACUUAUUUGAUAAAGUCAGUUUCUUAUUGAGAUGGAAAAAUAGGUCAAUGACCAAAUAUCAAUUCUCUCUUAUGUACGUAAACGUUAACGGAGAUUUCUAUUGAAACAACGCCGUCUGGGGCCCUAUUCUCACGCAAUCGAAGUUCAUAUCAUCAAUUUUCUUAAAUUUUUUUUCGAAGGUUUUAAGCAAAUUUUUAAUAGGAAAAAUCUAUAGAUUGAUGCAUUGGAUUGAACUCUUUCAAUUGUGAUUUUUUCGUAAGUUAAGAAACCUGUUAAUUGUUAAACAUUCUAAAAAUAAUGGAGAAAAAUGGUGAUAUGAACUUUGUGUUAUAAUCGAGCCCUUAGCGGCAAACAAGCGAAGUUGCUUCGAUCUCAUAAAAAUCUUUAUAGUUAACCUUAGCUUACAAAAACUCACACUACGCCAUCAGAACACGGCCGUUGCGACUUUAGUGAAUUUGCAAGAGCGUGAUGGCAUUAUAAAGAUGUCAUAUCAUAAAGGUCGUUACCCUUUUUCCGUCUACCAUAGAAACAUACUAUAGUAUUGUGAGAUUAGAACAUUCCAAAUGGUGCGAGACAAUAAUGGUAACAUUCCACUAAGCCUUAAAGCGUAGAUGUAAAUAGGUUAGGGUAGCUCACGGUCGGACAAUAAGGUAAUCCGGAUAUGACUCGAGUAAGGGCCCGUCUCCAUUACUCCGUCGUUCUCCGUUGCGUUAACUUCCGUCGACGGAGCAACGCAGAAAUACAACGACGGAGCAAUGAGGCCGGACCUUAAAGGGUGAUACAUGAAAUGGAAAAUAGCUAUUAUUGGUGGUCUAAAAUAUGAUACACCUAGUUGUUGCUCGCGGCUCCGCUCACGGCUAAAUGUAGCCUAUGUCACUCCCCAGACUUUUAGAUCCUCACACACAAUAAUAUUUGAUCAUAAAGUAUUAAUCUAAAACAUUAAUAAAUACUAGUGAAUUUGUCAAAAAUUGGAAUUAUUGUCAAAACAUGAAAUAACUAUAGUCUUAUUAUUCUUACAAGGCCUUCACAAACAAACUUCACAGUACUUAUCAAAUUCUUGUUUAUAUUUCAAUUGAAAUCGUGACUUGUUCGCAGAUCGACUACUUUUCUCAAUGUAGGAUACAUUUUGAGAAGUAGACGUUCGUAAAAUGUAUUUUUCUCAUAAUGCCGGUUUCCCAAAUGAUCGCUAUCGUACAACGGCGGCUGCGCAAGAUGUCGCGAUUCACUUGAGUGAAAUUUAAUAGAAUCAUUAUCAUUAAAAUCCAUUACUAUUAUUAUUUGCUUAUUUAACGUUUAUUUAAAAGUUAUUUACAACAAGUGGAAGUUAAACAAAAACAAGGAGCAAGCAAGGUAUGUAUGUAUGUAUGUUUACACGAUAACGAAUCUUUGGUCUGAUUUUGAUGAAAUUUAAAAGGUUUUGGAUUAUAAAAGAUUUUGAUGGAAUUUUUAACUUCAUGGGGCAACAAAAUCGGUUAAGUCGUUUUUGAUAUAGUCACAGUUUUGUAGAAAUUUAUUGUGUUCUCGCGAGAUCCAAGUUCGCGGCGAACAACUAGUUAAUAAAAUACAUUUAUGUAUUUUUCUCAAAAAUUGAAAUUUUUAUCUCACUCUCGCGUUAUUUUUAAAAAGAGACAAUGCGAAAUCGAUCAUUUGAUAAAAAGGCUUUAUGUGAAAGAUAAACUUAACGAAUACGUGACGUUUUGAGAAGUGGACGUUCUGCGAAUGAGCCGACAGCCGACAAUAUUAGAUUUUUAAUGCAUUAUUAAUAAUAGGUAUCUUAAGUAUAAUUACUAUACUUGUCAUCGUGCGUUUACUUCGAAUCGAAACUAGUUUUAUGAAAAUGAAUUCAAUUAACUAUAAAUUAGCUUGAGAAAAAACAUUUUUCUCGAUUAUGCUAAAUAUCCGAGCUUAAAUAAGUGAGAACAAUUAUGUGCUUUAUUAUUAUUAGACUUAAGUUUGAUAUUUGAACGCGUCACGUGUCAAUUACUAAAUGAAAUCGGCCUAUACUUAGAAUUUUACAUCAUAGUGCCUAAAUAUGAAGCGUAAAAUGAAUUGAAAAUUAAUUCCAGUAUAUGAUGUGAGUCUUUUAGGGCCUAAUUCAACUGUUUUUGAUAGACUUAAGACCUGUUUCACCACUUAUAAAAUAUCAUUUUGUAAUCCGACAGAUAAACUAACUGCCAGAUAAAUCUGCCUGAAGUAAUUUGCCAGUUAGACGUGUCCAACAUCUGUUCGAUAUGUCACAUAUAGGUUAUCAGAUACUUUAUCAGCAAGCGGUGAAACAGACCCAAGGCAAUACAAUACUUAUCUGUGAAAUGGGGGCUAACGCCAGAGUUUCGCCGCUAGGGGGCUGAAAUUUGUGGUGCGUUGUGCGCAUGUUUCGUAGCGCAUGGAAAGCAGACGUCGUAACAGGUGCGUUUAAAAAAAUAUAUAUAUUUGAAUCAUUUGUAGUAUCAUUUUUUUUAAACGCACCUGAUACAACGUCUGCUCUCCUAUUAACGAGUUCGAUUGAAGAAAAAUAUCGUUAUGAAACCUGUACACUUUGAGUGCGACGUAUAAAUAGUUGGCGGUAGGUAUUAAAAAUCAUGUCAGAUGCCUUUAGGCGUCUUGAAUAAAAUCUGACACCAGUGUUAGCAAUAACACAGCCAAUAAGAAAGAAGCCUGUUUUGUUAUUCAGUUGAUGUGUCAAAAUAAUUUGAAAAAAUCCGAUUCCCAAUAACUUCCCACAAAAAGGUGCUAAAAUAUUGUUUUGAUGUUUGCAACAAAUUUAUAAAAAUGCCUGUUGGUAUAUUGUUAUAUUUUCAUUGAAUUAUUUAAAUAGUAAUUGUGCCCUCUGAACGUACAGUGAUGUGCAUUGAUAUGUAUACACAUUGAUUCUAAUAGGGUAGUUGACAAGGACAGAGAAUUGUAUAAAAUAUGUAUAAUCUAGGUAAAAUCGAUACUUAGGAUCAUUAUGAUAAAUCAUAGACUGUAACAACGCAGCUGGAUCAUUAUACGGAGAUUUCAAGUUGGUUGGUUCAAGUCCAUUUUCAAAAAGUAUGAAAUUAUAAAAACAAACUCAACCGUAAAAAAAAAACUAAAAAUUUGUAACAACUUUUAUUAUGAAGUCAUCACCAUAAGCGUAAUAUUUAAUGUAGCUGUCGAACAAACAUUUCUUUCUUUGCGAACAUUUUAGCAAGUUGUGACGUCACUUGUUCGUGUCGUUUAGUACAGAGCGUUUGGACGAGUCCAAAUAUGUGUAAUUUUAUUUUUGUCAGUUUCUAUUAAUAUAAGGGCCUUAGAAUAGUCAUCAAAGCAAUUUGUCAACUAGCCUAUUCUAAAAGUCUAAAACUAAAUGUAUUUGUAUACACAUCAAUGCACGUACUUUUUAUUUUUUAUAGAAAUGAUAUAAACAUUGUUUAAAUUGUAUGGGUGCAAAUUCGUCGCUAUUACCACUCCAUUAAGUUUAAGAUCCAUGAAGGGUAACUUGACAGGCGGUUCACUGUCCCCCCUAUAUAGCUUUUAAUUGCACAUUGCAUAUUAAGAUUUUCAUUGUGUGCCUUUUUUUAGUAUGUAUUUGAAAUCAGAGUGUCUCUGUCGACGGCGCCGGCCACCUUACCCGAUGCCGGCGCCGGCGCCCAUACCAGAUGCACUCCCUAUUUUAAAAUGGCAUUAUUAUUAUUAUAUGUAGUUUCUUUGGAGUUUAUCGUAUAGGCCUAAAAUGUUCACAUUCCAUCCACUGUCUUAUAUAAAAAGUAUUGAAUCGAAUUUAUGUUUGUACUUAACGACGUAUUGUUUUAUUUCGAAAUAAAUAAUGGUAAGGUACCGGAUGUGUAGUUAAAAAAGUUGUAGAAUUGGACCAAAAUGAAAAGGUAUAGAAGCAUAUCAAAGUUUUUUAGAUAGUGGUCUUGCUUAGUAUUGAAAAAUUACAAAGUUGGAUGUUUUUAAUGAGUAGUUCGUUUUUUAGAAGCGUGGAAUUAAUAAUAAUAAUAAAUCUUUAUUUCGGACAAAAAUCCAUACAAAGUGUUAGUACAAAAGUUACCUAUAUUUAUGUUAGUGCUUACAUCUACGGGACAAAUUGGAACCUGGCCUGUCGAGGCCAAGAUGGGACUCCUAUCCAGUGCUUCAGUAUUGGACUGUCCAUUCUGGCAUUUAUUUUAAUGCUAUCAAUAACUGGUUUUCGAGAGAUAAAAUAUCCACAGUAAGACCAAACAUGCUCACUUUUCGCAAUUCUAAUUAGCUCGAUAUUUAAUUCGUGGGUAGAUGAUAUGAAUUGAUAUUACAUAAAUUUUAUUAAAGAAAAUUUUGAAUAAAUGAUUAUAAUGAAUAUUUUUAUACUUUGCUUCUCAGUAAAUAACUCAUUGUAUGGCAUUUUAAAUGCUUGACACAGCCUAUUAUUUCAUUGUCUACCCGUGUUAUAUGUGUAUGUAUGUACAGUCUGUCUAUAAGAAGUAGAAAAUAAAUGAGCGCGCUGUGUGCUCUUGGCUGGCAACACUUGCUGUUUACCACACAGUGUUGCCAGCCAAUAAAAAUGUAUUUCAUUUAAAAUACAAUUUUCACUCUUUAUAAACAUACACAUUACAUAUUCAUACAAGAUCACAGCUGAGUAUUAUCAUUAGGUUUAAGCGAAUAAAAAAAUCCAUCCUAUGUGAUUUUAAAAUCGAGAAAAGUUUUUAACUAAAAGAAACUAGUUAAAAAUCAAAUCUAAGAUUUGGUUGGAAAAACUAUUAGGCUAUCUCCAAUUGCGAAAGAAAUAUAAGCUUUGUGCCUUAAAAUUGUAGGAUUACACUUGCGAAUAAAAUAUCCAAUAUUGCUGGAUUUUGCUAAUGCAAUUUGUAGCUAAGUAUCAUUGUAAAUAUAGCCUUCCCGAAUGAUUACAGCUAAAUUUAGUAAUAGGUAGUUACGAUAGUGGCAAUUAUUAUUUUAGAAACGGCAUUAAAGGAAUAUAGGAAAACACACAGCAUUUAGACGGCUGUAUUAAAACACAAAUAUAAGUUUUCCGAGUUCACAGUACUUGUUUUACUACUAAGAUCCAAUAUUAUUAUUCGUUUAUACGUGUCGUUAUUUAUAUAUUAUAUAUAUAUAUAUAUAUAUAUAUAUAUAUAUAUAUAUAUAUAUAUAUAUAUAUAUAUAAAUUUGAUUUGUACAUUCAGUUUGGUUAUUAAUUUCUAAUUUACUAAAAUGAAUAAUAAAGGACCCAGUAGACUACCUUGAGGCAUACCAUACCCUACAUUUUAUAUAACAGACUUAAUUUUUAAGGUGUUAUUAUAUAACUCGGAAGAUUUAUUUUAAGAAAAAUGAAAUCAUGGACUUGUAAUGUUGAAAUUCUUAUUAGUUCUUAUAAUAUUCGUAAUUUUAUAUUUUAGGUAUCAGUAUUGGAAUCAUGUUUUCAUGUAUUUAUGUUAUCACACCAUUUUGUACUUUUAUGUUUAAUGUACUUAAUUAUUUUAUAUUAUAGGUUGCCUUUAGUAUUACGAUUUUAUAUAAGGGCGUGUAUAUGUCGAGAGCAUUCGUUUUUAUUGUACGUAACAUUAAUUUUAAUUAGAAAAUGUCACCGUCUUUAUCGUAUCCGUAUUUUAUUUUUUACCACGUGAAUUUAAAUGCCUGAAAUUAAAUUAUUUUGGGUAAAUUUAAUACAUUCCUUAGAAUUAAGACAGGGUCCAUAAUGUUCAUAUUUGCAAGAUGUGUUCUUGUUAGAAACUUCACAUUUGAAUAUUAUAUAAUAUGAAGUAUAAAGUAGUAAUAAAUAAGUAUAAAAUGCGCUCUCGAUUUGUACUUGCCUUAAUAGAAGGGAACUAUUUGAUUGGCUCAAAAUGAUGGUCCAAACAUGAUCUUUGUCUAAUUAUUACAUAAUUUAGGAAAUACGAUAUUUACACUAGCGCACUUGUGUUGUAAUAAAAUAUAUUCAUAUUUAAAAUCGUA